CGAGGCGGAACCCGCGUUGCUUCGCGCCACUUGACGACACCUGCACGCGGCGCCUGACGGUAGCGCCGCAGCUAUGGCGUCGCCUUUCAGCGGGGCGCUGCAGCUGACAGACCUGGACGACUUCAUUGGGCCGUCCCAGGAUUGCAUCAAGCCUGUGAAGGUGGUUAAAAGACCUGGAAGCGGUGUGGCCAGGAUCCAUAUCGAGGACGAUGGGAGUUACUUCCAAGUUAAUCAGGACGGUGGGACCCAGAAGCUGGCAAAAGCCAGGGUCUCACUGAACGAUUGCCUGGCAUGCAGUGGCUGUGUCACCUCCGCAGAGACCGUGCUGAUCACCCAGCAGAGCCACGAGGAGCUGCGGAAGGUUCUAGAUGCUAACAAAACAGCAGCACCCAGUGAGCAGCGGCUGGUUGUCAUUUCUGUCUCACCCCAGUCCAGAGCGUCGCUGGCAGCACGGUUUCAGCUGAAUCCUACAGACACUGCCAGGAAAUUAACCUCGUUCUUUAAAAAAAUAGGGGCGCACUUGGUCCUCGAUACUGCCUUCUCGAGGAACUUCAGCCUCCUCGAGAGCCAGCGGGAAUUCGUUCGGCGAUUUCGAGAUCGGGCCAACUCCAGUGUGGCCUUGCCCGUGCUGGCUUCUGCCUGUCCAGGCUGGAUCUGCUAUGCCGAGAAGACCCACGGCAGCUUCAUCCUCCCCUACCUCAGCACGGCCCGAUCCCCACAGCAGGUCAUGGGCUCUCUGGUCAAGGACUUCUUCGCCCAGAAGCAGGGCCUGACCCCCGACAAGGUGUACCACGUCACAGUGAUGCCCUGCUACGACAAGAAGCUGGAAGCCUCCAGACCGGACUUCUUCAGCCAGGAGCACCAGGCUCGGGACGUGGACUGCGUCCUCACCACAGGAGAAGUCCUCAAGCUGCUGGAAGAGGAGGGGGUCUCGCUCUCAGAGGUGGAGCCAGCCCCUCUGGAUGGCCUGUCCAGCAGCACAUCUGCGGAGGAGCCCACCAGCCACCGGGGCGGGGGUUCAGGGGGCUACCUGGAGCACGUGUUCCGGCAUGCAGCCAGAGAGCUCUUUGGAGUCCACGUGGAUGAAGUCACAUACAGGCCUUUGAGGAACAGGGACUUCCAGGAGGUGACCCUGGAGAGGGAGGGCCAGGUGCUGCUGCACUUCGCCACCGCUUACGGCUUCCGAAACAUCCAGAACCUGGUACAGAAGCUCAAGCGAGGCCGCUGCCACUACCAUUAUGUGGAGGUCAUGGCCUGCCCCUCAGGAUGCCUGAAUGGUGGAGGCCAACUCAAGGCCCUGGACAUGCCCAACAGGGACCUUCUCCAGCAGGUGGAAAGUCUGUAUGGCAUGGUCAAGGUGGAGACCCCUGAGGACGUGCCUGGGGUCCAGGAGCUGUACGACCAGUGGUUGCAGGGCGAGAGCUCGGAGCGGGCCAGCCGCCUCCUGCACACCCAGUACCACGCCGUGGAGAAGGCCAGCUCAGGCCUCAGCAUCAGGUGGUAGGAGGCCUUGAGGUCUACUGGGCCAGUACCAGGACUCCCAGGAAGGUUGUGCUGGCGCCCAGCAGCAGAGCCACACACCUCAGACCCCAGGACUCCCCCAGAACUCAGGGUGAGCGCAGAGAGGUGUUGGGACCCGUGCUGAAGUGGGGUGCGCACAGGACUCCGCUGGUCUGGAGUGCGACCUGUGACCUGUGCCUGCGCCCCGGGCUCUGUCCUGGCUGUGCCGCUAGGCCGCGGGUGGAGGAGGCGGCUGGGGGUUCAGCAGUCUCUGCCUCUGGCCCUUCUGUGGGCACUGCCUUUGCCCUUCCUGGCCAUGGUGGCCCCACGUGAUGGGGUCCAGGGUUCCUGCAGGUGCUAUCCUGGAGUCUGGAAUAACCUGGAAGCCGCAGGGCAGGGGACAGGUGACAGGACUAGUAGUGUGAAGUGUGGGGACUGCCACAGGAAAGGACAUCUGGGCUCCUGAAAACUAGGGCUACCAAGUUGUGGGCCUACGGUCCUGUGUCCUGGGCUGUGUCCCUGCACAGGGCCUCCCUGACCGCCAUAACCCCAUGGCUGGGCUCCCGCCAGACCCAUCUCUGGUCUGGUUUCAUCUCUGAUAAAGAACAUGCCCGUCGCAUCUGGAAACAGCUGCUGUCUUGGAGU
Messenger RNA from Sciurus carolinensis (gray squirrel), 2145 nucleotides. RefSeq names its product cytosolic iron-sulfur assembly component 3 (gene Ciao3). The transcript has 11 exons. Gene Ontology annotation, biological process: iron-sulfur cluster assembly. The record is from RefSeq and is a predicted model, not a curated record. NCBI's taxonomy places the organism in Eukaryota, Metazoa, Chordata, Mammalia, Rodentia, Sciuridae. Bases 74 to 1504 code for a protein of 476 amino acids. Gene Ontology annotation, molecular function: 4 iron, 4 sulfur cluster binding. Gene Ontology annotation, cellular component: cytosolic [4Fe-4S] assembly targeting complex.